UUAGAGCCUAGCUCUAUAUGCUUUAAUUGAUAUCUUUCUCUUUAGUUUGAAUCAAGAGAUCAUGGGGUUGAGAGAUAUCGGAGCCACACUGCCACCCGGUUUUCGGUUUUACCCUAGUGAUGAAGAGUUAAUUUGCCAUUACCUUUAUAAGAAAGUAGCAAAUGAAGAUGUUCUCAAGGGAACUUUAGUAGAAAUUGAUCUACAUAUUUGUGAGCCAUGGCAACUUCCUGAGACGGCAAAACUCAAUUCAAGUGAGUGGUAUUUCUUUAGCUUUCGUGAUCGCAAAUAUGCAACAGGAUACCGAACUAACAGGGCUACCGUCUCUGGAUAUUGGAAGGCCACGGGAAAAGAUAGGACAGUUGUGGAUCCGGUGACUGGUGCCAUCGUUGGAAUGAGGAAGACGUUAGUAUUUUACAAGAACCGAGCACCAAAUGGGGUUAAAACUGGCUGGAUCAUGCAUGAAUUUCGCCUAGAAAAUCCUAAUAUACCUCCUAAGGAAGAUUGGGUUCUAUGUAGAGUGUUUUACAAAGCAAAGGGAGACAAUAGCAAUGAACACUGUCCACAAGACAUGUAUCGCGACAAUACACCAAAUCUCGAUGCAUCUUCUCUUCUCACCAUUGGUAAUUGCCAGCCGCCACCUUGCGUCCAUCAUCACAACCCAUUUACGGCCACCACCACCACCACUUCCUCCUCCCUCACUAUUUCCAAUCAAAGCCCGACACAACCCAUCCGAUGCAACCUCCAAAAUUACUUUGGCUUAUCAACAACACAACAAUGCAACCAUCCAAAUCUUCUCCAUUUACCUCAAAAUGCCAACAACUUAAAGGAAUCUGUAGACCAAAUAGUUAUAAGCCCCAAUAAUAAGUGUGAAGACGAUCAAUAUGGUUUCUUAUACGAUAUGUGCAUUGAAGACUAUGUCCCUUCACAUAACAUACAAGAGAUGGAAUUCGAGGAUGACGAUAAUGAAAAUGGGGUAGUGUUCUACGACUAGUAUAUUAGUGUUAUGCAAGUUUUAAGUAUUUAAUUAUAACUAUUAUUAG
Messenger RNA from Erigeron canadensis, 1040 nucleotides. Its product is annotated as NAC domain-containing protein 92-like. Bases 62 to 991 code for a protein of 309 amino acids. Gene Ontology annotation, biological process: regulation of DNA-templated transcription. Lineage: Eukaryota; Viridiplantae; Streptophyta; Magnoliopsida; Asterales; Asteraceae. Gene Ontology annotation, molecular function: DNA binding. The record is from RefSeq and is a predicted model, not a curated record. The transcript has 3 exons.